Molecule: messenger RNA, 2289 nt
Organism: Pistacia vera
Lineage: Eukaryota; Viridiplantae; Streptophyta; Magnoliopsida; Sapindales; Anacardiaceae
Exons: 4
Source: RefSeq, a predicted model, not a curated record
AUGACUCGAUCCAAUUCUACAGGAGAGUUUGAAUUUGAUCCAGAAAUCGAACGCAGUUUACGAAAGUUGCGAAAAGAGUCACGUCAAGCAAGUUCUUCAUCUCCUGAUCUAAACAUAGCCCUUGGUUCAGCAUCCCACAGUUCAUCCAGUGAUCCGGAUUCAGAGAUAAAAGAAGAGAUGGCCACUGGCAGAACAUUAAAGGAGUUGGCUGCCCCUGAUUUUAAUCAGCAGCCUUUGUGUAUUUAGUACCCUACUUUAGAUGUUGCUUUUGAAUUGAAGUCUGGUCUAAUUCACUUGUUGCCUACAUUUCGUGGUCGUGCAGGUGAAGAUCCAAAUAAACAUCUAAAGGAGUUUCACGUUGUCUGUUCAAGCAUGAAACCGACUGGAGUGACAGAGGAUCAUAUUAAGUUGCGAGCUUUUCCUUUUUCGUUGGGGGAUGAUGCAAAGGAUUGGCUCUAUUAUUUACCAUCAGGGACAGUCACAACAUGGAAUGAGAUGAAAAGGAUGUUUUUAGAAAGAUAUUUCCCAGCAUCUAGAGCUGCCACCAUCAGGAAAGAGAUAUGUGGGAUAAGGCAAUAUAAUGGAGAGACGUUGUAUGAAUAUUGGGAGCGAUUCAAGAAGCUAUGUGCAAGCUGUCCUCACCACCAGAUUUGUGAUCAAUUGCUAAUUUAGUAUCUCUAUGAAGGAUUGCUGCCUAUGGAAAGAAAUAUGAUAGAUGCAGCAAGUGGAGGUGCGUUGGUGGAUAAGACUCCUGAAGCUACCAAACAGUUAAUCUCAAACAUGGUUGCCAAUUCCCAACAGUUUGGUACAAGACAUGAUGCGCCACCCAAAAGGGUGAAUGAGGUAAGUACAUCUUCCAUUGAACAACAAUUAUCUGAUCUUACCUCUCUUGUUAGACAACUGGCUGUAGGGAAUGCGCAACAAGUAAAAGCUUGUGGGAUAUAUUCGACAAUGGGACACCAAACGGACAUGUGCCCAACACUUCAAGAGGAAGGGACUGAACAAGUCAACGCAGCAGGAAACUUUCCUGGACCAUCGAGGCAACAUGAUCCUUACUCCAACACGUACAAUCCAAGUUGGAGAGAUCAUCCAAAUUUCAGUUGUGGAGGAAAUAGACAAUUUCAACAAGAUACAAGAUCUAGUAUUCAAAGUCUAAAGAAUCAGAUGGGUCAAAUGGCAACUGCUAUAAGUCGUUUAGAGGCUCAAGUUGGAGGGAAGUUGCCUUCUCAAACAGUGGUGAAUCCAAAGGAGAAUGUGAAUGCAGUGACACUAAGAACAGAGAUUGAAGAUGAAAUUGAGAAAGAAGAGGCUACAACUGAAUCAAAGGUAAUUCCUAACCCUUCAAUUCAACUUCAAUCUAAUACUUUUCCUUUUCCUGGCAGAUUCGCGAAGUCAAAGAAAGAAGAGAAGGAUAAAGAAAUUUUGGAGAUGUUUCGCAAGGUGGAAGUGAAUAUACCUCUGUUGGAUGCAAUUAAGCAAGUGCCAAGGUAUGCGAAAUUUCUUAAGGAGCUAUCCACCAAUAAGCAAAAGUUGAACGGUGAUGAGAAGAUAAUAAUGGGAGAAAAUGUGUCAGCAGUUUUCCAAAGAAAACUUCCUCCCAAAUGCAAGGAUCUAUGUAUGUUUACAAUUCUUUUUAAGAUAGGUAACACUAUUAUUGAGAGAGCUAUGUUAGAUUUAGGAGCUUCGAUUAAUGUUAUGCCACGAUCUAUUUAUGCUUCAUUAAAUCUAGGUCCUGUGAAAGAUACUGGUGUUAUUAUCCAAUUGGCUGAUCGUACUAAUGCAUACCCUAAAGGGGUAGUUGAGGAUGUUUUUGUGUAGGUCAAUAAGCUAGUGUUUCCGACUGAUUUCUACAUUCUAGAUAUGGAUGAUUCCUCUUCUCCUGACCCUGCACCUAUCUUACUAGGAAGACCAUUCCUAAAUACAGCUCGGACAAAAAUAGAUGUUCAUGAUGGUACCCUCACGAUGGAAUUUGAUGGUGAAGUAAUUCGUUUUGAUAUUUUUAAUGCCAUGAAAUAUCCAACUGAUGUUCAAUCUAUUUUUGCUAUUGAUGUUGUUGAUCCUGUUGAUUCCAUAGUGCAAGAGGUCUUUGAGUUGAAUAAUGUAGAUGAGUUAGAGGUUGCCCUUCUCAAACAUGUGGAAUCAGAGGAGAAAGUAGAGAUGGAGCUCAGUGAAGAAUUGAAGGAGACAUUGGCAGCUUUACAUUCUUUAAAACCGAUUCCAGAAAGGCCCUAUACUGGAGUUGAAGCCAUUACCAAGCCAUUUGAAGUAUGUGUACUUGGGAGAGAAUGA